AUGGAUGUGGUGGCUAAAGAAAUGCGUGAAGGACUUCCCUGGGAGCUAAUAUAUGCAGAUGACCUUGUACUAAUGGCAAACAGUGAGGAAGAAUUGAGGGAUAAAAUUAGUAAAUGGAAGAUGACUAUGGAAGCAAAAGGCCUGAAAAUGAAUGCAUCAAAGACAAAGGUGAUGAUUGGUGGGGAAAAUCUAAAAAUGGAGGAAUCCGAUAAAGCAUGCAUUAAAGGGAUACAUAAUAAUGAUAACCUAGAAAAUGGUGGUCUGGAUAUUGGCAAUGGGUUAACCCUAGAAAAAGUGGAUAAAUUUUGUUAUUUAGGUGAUAUGCUAAACGCAGAUGGUGGUGUAGAUUCUGCCGUUGUUGCAAGGAUCAGACAAGCUUGGAUGAAGUUCAGAGAGAUGUCGUCUAUUCUUACAAAUAAAAAGUUAAAGGGGAAAGUUUACGUAAUAUGUGUAAGGAGUUGUUUAGCUUAUGGCGGCGAAAUAUGGGCAAUCACGAAGCCAAAUUAA
Gordionus sp. m RMFG-2023 is the source of this 507-nucleotide messenger RNA. RefSeq lists its product as uncharacterized. Bases 1 to 507 code for a protein of 168 amino acids. Lineage: Eukaryota; Metazoa; Nematomorpha; Gordioida; Chordodea; Parachordodidae. The transcript has 2 exons. The record is from RefSeq and is a predicted model, not a curated record.